AUGUCAACUCGCUCGGCCUUUGGCUCGGGCUCCAAUGCAUUUACAAAGUACACACCCAUCCAUCUCGACAUCGCACUUCUUAUAACCGGCAAGAUGGGACCAUUCCGCCAACUGGGAGCCCUUCUCGGACGACGAAAAGCGGCAAUUCUGGCGCCUGAAACGACAAGCGCGCCGACCAAGCGACGCAAGGGAGCCGCAAGCAAAAUUGGUGCAGCGAAACGGCCAACGACUGAACCCGCCAGCGUCGACCACCUGGGACGCCCGCUCUCCGAGGCUGCGCUUGCUACGGCGCGGGAGUACUGGAAUUUCCAGAGACAAUUCGAUUCCUACAGUGGGGGAGACAAGGGUACAAAACACUCUAGUCAGCCAAUCGACCUCUUGCUGCAGCUAGCCCAGAGCAGGAGAGCAUACACGCGCCACGUACUUGGCGUUACCGAACUCGAGUCUGGCACCCGCACUUACGAACCUCCGUACGUUGGUCCGCUCACUGUAGACGACCUAGCUGCCAUAGCCCCAAGUCCGCCAGCCGCGCCUGAGGUGCAGCUCGCGCAGCCGGACCAAGCCAGUGAGCCCGUCCUCUGCCCCGAGCAGCUGGAGGUGGUCGAACUCGCCGCCAAUGGCCGCAACAUCUUCUACACUGGAUCUGCAGGCUGCGGUAAGUCCACCGUUCUACAUGCCGCUAAGAAGCGCCUAAGAAGUAUGGGAAAGAACGUCCAAGUUCUAGCACCAACGGGCAAGGCUGCCCUAGCUAUCAACGGCAUGACAACCUGGACUUAUGCCGGAUGGACACCUGGCCACCACAAGCGGCCACUCAAAGAACUGGAAGAGGCAGUGCUAGGAUGCGCUAUACAAGAGCGUUUCGAGAAAACUGACACCCUCAUCAUUGAUGAGAUUAGCAUGGUCGAGAACUUGCACCUAGAGCGGCUUAACGCCGUCAUGAAAAGCGCCCGCGGUGACGACUCUCCGUUCGGCGGCGUCCAGGUCAUUGUCACCGGAGACUUUUGCCAGCUUCCUCCUGUAAAGCCUUUCCAGCACUGCAUAACCUGCGGCAGUGAUCUUAUACCGACAGAGGAAGAGGAAGAAACCAUUCACCGCUGCCCCAACUGCGAGAGGGAGUACCACGACAGCGACAAGUGGGCAUUUCGCAGCAAAGCUUGGGCCGAGUGCAACUUUGUACACGUCCAUCUCAAGUCGAUCCACCGCCAGAGCGACCCCGGCUUCAUUUCUCUGCUGCAAAAGUGCCGUCUCGGUAUCCCCUUUACCCAAGACGAGGUCGACACUCUCAUGGCUCCCCGCUCCGUGGGCACCGAUGCCAUCAAGCUCUUUCCCACCCGCGAUGAAGUCCGUCGCACCAAUGAGGAAGCCUUCGCGCGCCUCAAGAACCGGCCGCACUCCUAUACCUGCCUAGACGAGUUCGUCUGGAACGAAGACGAGCACCCGUACCUCGAGUCCAAGAGUCAAACAAACCUAGACAACUCCCUCGUCGCCCUCAACGAACACCGCUUCGAACCUCGCAUCGAAUUCAAGAUUGGCAUGCUCGUCGUCCUGCUCAUCAAUCUCGACCUGUCUGAGGGCCUUUGCAACGGCAGCCAGGGCACCAUCAUUGGCUUUGAGCGGUACGAUGAGAAAACCCCACCCCGGUCCCGCCACAGAAAAUACAUCGCAACCAGAGAGGAACAAUUACAGCUGUUUGUCGAGAAGCAGCUGCAGGACCGCCGGAAACUUUACUGGCCUAUUGUGCGCUUCAUAAACGGUAUCACGCGCACCAUCGAGCCCGAGUGCGAAGUGCACGAGCUAGGCUAUCAUAGGCCUUACUCGCUACUGUGCCGCACCCAAAUUCCGCUGGCAGCAGCCUGGGCGAUGAGCGUACACAAGUCACAAGGCAUGACGCUGGACCGGGCUGUGGUGAAUUUGUCGCGGGCGUUUGCACAGGGACAGGUGAAAUGCUCGUUAUCGCGAGUUUCAAUUGCCGUGGUGGAAGCUGAAGCGAGCAUCUACCCCGUACGAGAACGACACGCCCAGGCGGCAGCCAGUCUGUGGAUCAACAUCCACACGCUGCCCGGAACGCAUCCCCUUGCCAUGAAGAAAGUCCGGACCACCGUACGAUUUGUAUCUCCGCUGCAGAAAAUUGCCCGCGUGGCCGAAGGAGUACGAGUUGACCGGAUGGAGACAAUCCAGGAAUACGCCGUCCCGCCCUGGGUACCUCGCCUACGACCGACGCUCGAAGCCGAUCGAGGGAAGGCGGCCGAGAUGGUCAACAAAAUCUCGGGAAUCGUGAUCGCAACCAGCUCAUCCGUAAAGAAGGGCAUUGUUGGCAUGGGCGGCCUUGCACGGGAUACUCUCUUCAACAGGACUAGCGAGACUGUGACAAACUAUGCUGUUGUUCUUGGGACAAGGGAAGAGCAGAACCCAUAUACAGCAGAGCUAGCAGCCAUCGCAAUGGCCCUGGAGAAGUUACCGGCUAGCAUCUGCCACAGGCACAUCACCGUGAUCACUAGGAACCAGUCAGCGCUGGCAGCAGUUGGACGGCCGCGGCAGCAAUCCAGCCAAAGCAUCAUACGGCAAAUCUACGACUUGGCCAGGCUGCACCGACAAAAACGGAACUCGGUCACCUUUCUGUGGAUACCAGCGGAGAUUGACUUCGCGCUGGGGUCAGAUGCCAAGGCAGCAGCCCAGAGAGCGUCGAAGCAAGGACGCACACCCGACUCCCAAAUGCCCCAGGCCAAGUCUACCGCGAUGAGGCUGGCAAUGGAAAGACAACGGGCGACAAGAGUUCUACCUGUAGGCGUGGGCAAGUUCUCAAAGGCCAUGGACGCAGCACUACCAGGCAAGCACACGCGCGAUCUCUAUGACAAGCUGAAGCGAAGGGAGGCCUGCGUAUUGGCGCAGCUCUGA
This is a messenger RNA of Chaetomium globosum CBS 148.51, 2895 nucleotides long. RefSeq lists its product as uncharacterized. NCBI's taxonomy places the organism in Eukaryota, Fungi, Ascomycota, Sordariomycetes, Sordariales, Chaetomiaceae. The transcript has 4 exons. Gene Ontology annotation, molecular function: nucleic acid binding; DNA helicase activity. Gene Ontology annotation, biological process: telomere maintenance; DNA repair. The record is from RefSeq and is a predicted model, not a curated record. The coding region runs from base 1 to 2895 and encodes 964 amino acids.